Entamoeba histolytica HM-1:IMSS is the source of this 2151-nucleotide messenger RNA. RefSeq lists its product as uncharacterized. The transcript has 2 exons. NCBI's taxonomy places the organism in Eukaryota, Evosea, Mastigamoebida, Endamoebidae. The coding region runs from base 1 to 2151 and encodes 716 amino acids. The record is from RefSeq and is a predicted model, not a curated record.
AUGAACAUUUUAAUUUUACUGUUCAUUGGAUUUUCAUUAUCAAAACAAUGUAAUGACUAUAAACAAGGGUAUGAAAUAGAUACAGUUGAUAGUGCAUUUGAAUGUAUUGAAUCAAUUAAAACAACAGAAAAAGAAAACAGUGAUAUUAUUAAUGGAUUAAAAUAUUAUUUAGAAUCAUAUGUUUUUAAAGAUAUAUUAAAGAAUCCACCACAACCAUCAUUCUCAGAUGAUUAUUAUAAUAAAAUUGAUAUUGAUGCAGAAUUAAAUAAAAUAAAUACACAAACAACAAGUAUGUAUGAUUUCUAUUCUCAAAUUAAAAACUUUAUUGUUUCAAUAAGAGAUUCUCAUUUAAGUUUUGGUGUGGAUUACACUGUUUAUAAACCAAAUUUAAUCCUAAAGGUAUUAGGCAGUUUCCUUCCAUUUUCAAUAUAUAUUAAUGAUGAAAAGAAAAUGUAUUUACAUCCAAGAAGCACGAUUGGUGGUAUUUCUGUUGAUGUUCAACAAGAAGUGAUUAAUAAUGAAAAUGUAGCAGUUAAAACAAUUAAUGGAGAAGAUCCAUUUAAUUUUAUUCGGAAAUUUGGAAAGAAAUACAUAGGAUUUAACUCUCCACAUGCACAAUUUGAAAAAGCAUGUUCAACAUUUGUUUUUGCCAUAUUAGAAGAAAUACCAUUAACAAAAGAAUAUUUAAAUACACCAAUAACUAUUAUAUGGGAAAAUGGAGAAAGUGUAAGUGUUACAUAUUCUAUAUUAAAGCUGCCACUAUCAAGUAUAUCAAUGAAAAGAUCACUUCAAGUGAAGCAAUUUAAACAAAGAUUUGAGCCAAGGAUAACAUUAGAAGAAAUAAAAUCCGAAAAUGAAAUGAUUAAAAGAAUGAAAAGAGAAGAAGGAAUAAACCAAUAUUAUGCUUCAAAGGAUGAUAGUGUAUAUUGUUCUUCUUCAAGUAAUAUUAAUAAACUUGAAAUUUUUUCAUUUAGUCCUGAAAGUAGCUAUAUAAAAUCAUAUGAAGAAACAAUUUCAAAAUGUAUUGAUUUAUUUGAUUCUAAUGAUUAUCCAAUUCAAGUAGUAUUCUCAACGAAUGAAGAAGAAAAUAUAAUUUAUUCACAGUGGAUAGAAAAGAUAUUAUCACCAUAUGAUGAUGUUGAUAUGAUUGUUUCUGGGAGAAUAUCAAAUUUUACGGAAAGUGUAAUGAAAAGAGAAUAUGGAAAUAUUUUAGAUGACCCACACAUAUGUAAAGUAAGAGAAAGUUAUGUAAGUCCAGAAGUACUUGGAGAAUGGUAUACAAAUCCAAAUAUUAUUAGGUAUGAUGAUCUUAUAUAUAAACUUUCACAAUAUUUAAGUGUGCAAUUGAAACAAAUGAAAUUAAUGAGAAAACCAAGAAAACCAGUAAAACAAACAGAAAUAUAUGAUGAUGUUGAACAUAAAGUUUCACAACCUUCAGUUAUGAAAUGGGAACCAAUGAAAUUAAUGAGAAAACCAAGAAAGCCAACAGAAAUCGUAGUUUAUACAGAUCCUCUUUGUUAUUCUGGUUGUUCUACAAUAAUAAAAGGAUUAAAAGAAUGGGGAAGUGCUAUUAUUGUAGGAUAUGGUGGUGACCUAUAUGGUGAAGAUGAAGAAUUUGAAGUAGGAUUAACAUCAAGUAACGCUAUUAAUGUUAAUGAUAUAGAUAAUGAUAAUAUUUUAAAACAAUAUGGUUAUAAUCUUAAAAUAAGUCUUUUAGAAAGAUACAAACAUAAUUAUAAUUACAGUGAAAAAAUUCCAAGUGAAUUUCUAACAGAUAUUGUUGAUGAAAGAAUACGUGUUAGUAGCAGUACUUAUUAUAGAGAAAGAAUAACAGAAGAAACAAAGAAAAUAGUAGAAAAGUAUAAAACUAAAUGUAAUCAAAAGAAUAAAAGACUAGUUAAAAGAGAUAGUAGAUGUGAUAAAGAAAUUAAUAUACAACAUGGACAUGGAGGGUAUGAAUGUGGAGAUAAUGGAGAAUGGAGUACAAAAUGUGUACUAGCCUAUUGUGAUUCAGGAUAUAAAUUUGAUUAUAUCAACAAUAAAUGUAUUGAAGAUGUAUGUGUUUAUCCACCAAAUCUAAGCAAUGGAGCACAACGAAUGACAAUAAACAUAUUCCUGAUAAUAAUUGGAAUAAUCACAUUAAUUCUCUAA